Messenger RNA from Podarcis lilfordi (Lilford's wall lizard), 1301 nucleotides. The record is from the annotation of a GenBank genome assembly. NCBI's taxonomy places the organism in Eukaryota, Metazoa, Chordata, Lepidosauria, Squamata, Lacertidae.
AUGGCGGCGGCCGGAACUCUUUACACCUACCCCGAGAACUGGCAGGCAUUCAAAGCCCUCAUAGCUGCCCAGUACAGUGGCGCCAAGAUCAAGGUCCUCUCCACCCCACCACAAUUCCACUUUGGGCAGACCAACAAGACCCUGGAGUUCCUGAAGAAAUUCCCAGCUGGGAAGGUUCCAGCCUUUGAAGGGAAUGAUGGAUUCUGCAUGUUUGAGAGCAAUGCCAUUGACCACUACGUCAGUAAUGAGAAGCUGCGAGGACCCACCAAGGAGGCAGCUGCCCAGGUCAUCCAGUUUGUGAGCGUUGCGGACAGCGACAUUGUCCCUCCUGCCAGCACGUGGGGUCUUCCCCACGCUGGGCAUCAUGCAUUACAACAAACAGGCUACAGAGUAUGCCAAGGAGGAAGUGAAGCGGAUUCUGGCCCUCCUUGAUGCCCAUUUGAAGACCAGGAUGUUCCUGGUGGGGGAAUGCAUCACACUGGCUGACAUCACGAUUGUCUGCACACUUAUCUGGCUUUAUAAGCAGGUUUUGGAGCCAUCCUUCCACCAGCCGUACGAAAACGUCAACUGCUGGUUUGUGACCUGCAUAAACCAGCCUCAGUUCAAGGCUGUCUUGGGAAAGGUGAAGCUGUGCGAGAAGAUGGCACAGCUUGAUGCCAAGAAGUUUGCUGAGAACCAGCCCAAGAAGGAGGUGCCCAAGAAGGAGAAGCAGCCCAAGGAGGACAAGAAGUCGGAGAAGAAAGAGGAAAAGAAGCCCGAGCCCGAGGAGGAGAUGGACGAGUGCGAUGAUGCCUUGCCCUCCAAGUCCAAAUCCAAAGACCCCUUUGCUCACCUCUCCAAAAGCCCCUUCAUCAUGGACGAGUUCAAAAGGAAGUACUCAAACGAGGGCUUCCUGACGGUGGCAACACCCCACUUCUUGGGAGCAUUUCAACAAGGAGGGUUGGUCCAUCUGGUAUGCAGAGUAUCGCUUCCCCGAGGAGCUCAUUCAGACCUUCAUGAGCUGCAACCUCAUCACAGGCAUGUUCCAGUGCCUAGACAAGGUGCGCAAGAACGCCUUUGCUUCCGUCAUCAUCUUUGGCACCAACAAUGCCAGCUGUAUCUCUGGCAUUUGGGUCUUCCGUGGGCAGGAGCUAACCUUUCUGCUGAGCCCCGACUGGCAGGUGGAUUACGAAUCCUACACUUGGUGGAAGCUGGACCUGGAGAGCAAGGAGUGUGAGACGAUGGUGAAGGAGUAUUUCCUGCGGGAGGGUGAGUUCAAGCAUGUUGGCAAAGCCUUCAACCAGGGAAAGAUCUUCAGGUGA